GCGUGUCUGUUCGGCACCGGCUCGCGCGCGCCCCUAUCGGACAGACGCGCGGUUGUUCGGCCAGGCGGCCAACCGUCAUCCGCAGACCGCGCAGUGGCAAGAAACGCGUAGUAUGUACUCCGUCGACUGCGGUCCGUCCGUCAGUCAUAUUUGCGCCGCCGGUCCUUUUCGUCGUUUCUCCGUUGCCGUUGUCGUUGUCGUCGCCGCCGCCGCCGCCGCCGCUGUCGUCGUAAUGAAUUCGGCCGAUUACCCAUGUUAACACAACGGAACGCGAAUAAACGAAUAACGUGAUUAGACUGCAACGAAUAAUAUGUGAUUUGCAAUCGUGUUUAUUUAUUUACGCUUAAUUCCUAUGAUAAUAUUUAAUCUAUGUUUUUAAUCCUCGAGUUUUCUAUUUUUUCACUUAAUAAUAAUUAUAUUGCGCCUUUAAACUCCGGCUCCAAAAACAAUAUUAUGGACGUGUGAUCAGCGUAAGACGUUUUUAUUAUCGUCAUCCAAUGAAUGCUUUCGUGCGCGACGGUGCGGUAAUCCGCAAGAGACGAAUCCGUCAAAGUUUAAGUGCGCGCAGCACCGAACCAGAGAGGAAAAAGAUUUACAAGGCACACGACGACGGAGCCUUGCGGCGUGACCUUGCGUUAAGUACUCUCCAAAUACAUUCCAGUGAAAGUUCAGUUAACCAAUCGAAGGUUGUAGCAACUGAGAAGGAAUCCAGAUAUUCAAAUGUUGAGUUUACGCGAGCAAAAGCUUUUUUGUAUUUAAAUUACAAGAAAAUUAGUUGUUUUAACGUUAACAAACUUCUCAAAGAACAUUUAAAGGAAUUUGAUGAAAAUGAAACUCAUUUAAAAAGGACUUUUGAACAAUGUUAUGAUGUAACCGGAUCUGUAGAAAAGAGUAAAGCUAUGAUGAAACAAAUUGCGACUAACACAUGUUCAAGACUUGAUCUUAAACCUACUUUAUCUUCAGGAGUUAGUGAAAGGAGGUUAUCCAUUUUGCCAUGUAAAGUUAUUGAAAAAAGUGUUAAAAGACUUAAAAAAAAUAAGAUAAAAAAAAAUAUGACAAUCAGCUUAAAAAAAAAAAUUGAUGAUCUAAAUAUAAUAUUAUUUGGCAAGGAACAUUCAUCAAAAGAUAAAAAAAUCCUAUAUACAAUAAAACUUAAUGAAUAUAUUGGAGCACCUAAAAUAUAUUCUGAUUCUGAUUCAACAAUAAUUUCAGAUGAUGAAGAAAUUGGUAAUAGAAGUUGUAUACUAACUAAAGCUUAUAGCCUACGAGAUCCGAAAUUCGAAAACCUUAGGGAUACUAAAACAGGCACAUGUGUUAUUGUCCGCAUAAAUUCGAAUUUAAUUAAAAAUAAUCCUCAAUCAAAUACAUUUUAUGCUAAAAAAUCAAUUUCAUUAACUAGUCAAUUAAAAACUUCGGUUCAUAAAAAAUUUAAAAAAGGUCCAAAUGUUUGCGAUACUGGAAAUUCUAAAAUAUCGGCAUCAAAUAUGAAUAAUCUUGAAAAGAUAAAUUCACAACUAAAUACCGACGCAAGCAUUCAAAACGCUGAAAGUUUUGUACUGAAAAAGGUUAAUCAUGUUGGACAAAUCAUAGUUCCACAGUUUAAUAUUGAUGGAAUGGUUAAAAAUUCCAAAGUUCCUGAAUUAGAAACAAAUGUUGAAGGAGAAAAUACAAUUCCACAUAAAAAUGUUGAAGGUCCAGUAUUAGCUCAGAAUAUUGAUGAUGAAGAAAUGGUGGUUCCUCCAUUAAUAAUUGAUGAAUUUGUUGAAGAUGCUGAUAGUACUGUAUUGGAAACCGACGUUGGAGAAAUUAUGUUUCCAAAAUUAAUUAUAGACGAAAAUGUUCAAUCUUCCAAUAUGAUUCUAUUGGAAACUAAUACUCUUGUUGGAAAAAUUAUAGAUCCAGAAUUAGAAAAAUCUGCAAAUAAUCAAGAUUUAGCCAACUCUCAAAUUGAUACAGAUAUUGAUGAUUCGAAAAAACAAUCUGCAUUGGAAACCGACGUUGGAGAAAUUAUGGUUCCGAAAUUAAUGGAAAAAAAUUUUAAAAAUGCCAAUAGUACUGCAUUAGAAACAAACGUUGAAGUAGAAAAUACAGUUCCACAUAGAAAUUCUGAAGGUCCAGUUUUGACUCCGAAUAUUGAUGAUGAAGAAAUGACGGUUCCUCCAUUACUAAUAGAUGAAUUUGUUGACAAUUCUGAGAGUAUUGUAUUGGAAACGGACGUUGGAGAAAUGAUGUUUCCAAAAUUAAUAAUAGACGAAAAUGAUCAAUCUUCCAAUAGAACCAAAUUGGAAAUGAAUACUCUAGUUGGAAAAAAUAUAGAUCCAGAAUUAGAAAAAUCUACAAGUAAUCAAGAUUUAGCCAAUUCUCAAAUUGAUACAGAUAUUGAUGAUUCGAAAAAACAAUCUGCAUUGGAAACCGACGUUGGAGAAAUUAUGGUUCCGAAAUUAAUGGAAAAAAAUUUUAAAAAUGCUAAUAGUACUGCAUUAGAAACAAACGUUGAAGUAGAAAAUACAGUUCCACAUAGAAAUUCUGAAGGUCCAGUUUUGACUCCGAAUAUUUAUGAUGAAGAAAUGACGGUUCCUCCAUUAAUAAUAGAUGAAUUUGUUGACAAUUCUGAGAGUAUUGUAUUGGAAACGGACAUUGGAGAAAUGAUGUUUCCAAAAUUAAUAAUAGACGAAAAUGUUCAAUCUUCCAAUAGAACCAAAUUGGAAAUGAAUACUCUAGUUGGAAAAAAUAUAGAUCCAGAAUUAGAAAAAUCUACAAGUAAUCAAGAUUUAGCCAACUCUCAAAUUGAUACAGAUAUUGAUGAUUCGAAAAAACAAUCUGCAUUGGAAACCGGCGUUGGAGAAAUUAUGUUUCCAAAAUUAAUUAUAGACGAAAAUGUUCAAUCUUCCAAUAUGGUUCUAUUGGAAACUAAUACUCUUGUUGGAAAAAUUAUAGAUCCAGAAUUAGAAAAAUCUACAAGUAAUCAAGAUUUAGCCAAUUCUCAAAUUAAUGAAAUGAAAAUCGAUACGGAUAUUAAUGAUUUGAAAAAACAAUCGGAAAUAUUGGACCAUACAAAUUUAGUGCUUAAAAUUAGAAAAAUUAUAAACACGGAUGAUGAGGUAUUUAAAAAUUCUAUAAUAAAAGAUUUGGCAACGUAUUUUUUAAAUGAUGAUUUUCUAUACAAAGUAGAUGCAUUAUGGAAAACUACUGAAUCAGAACUUGUUGGAGAGUUAAUCAUAAAACUCCUUAAUAUGUUUAAUGACAUCGAAUAUAAUAUGGCACAAUUUACAGGUUGUUUAAUUUGCAUAUUUCGUGAAAUCGCUCGAAAGUCUUCCAUUCUUCCGUGUCAAUUGAAAUUAAAAUUGAUUGUGUUCCUUGAUGCUAUUAAAAAAUACAUCAAAUUUCAUGAUAAUGCAUUAUGGAGAACUUGGUUUUUACCUAGUAUGUUCUUCGAUUGGUGUUUUAUUGUCGCUUUUAUCUUUAUGAAUACUAAAAAUGAAUUUAAAAUAGAUUUUAAUAAGUCAGUUAUAAGAAAUGCAACAUCGUACUAUAAAAUGGUUAAACGGUGUAGAUAUCUAUUUAUUAAUCAAGAUUUAAAACCAACUAAGUCACAUAAGAAGAGUGGUAUAUUUGAAUUGACAAGAAUUGAUGACCUCUUGGAAAUUGAUGACGUACAUGCCACGAAUGAUACCAAAGUAAUACCGAAUAUAACUACUAACAUACCCUCGAAUGAACUUGAACGCAAAAAACUCAAAACGGAAGACAAUUGUAUAGAUACUAUUAAUCAAACUACACCAGGAAAUAUAGAGGAAGUGUGCCUUGCUUCAGUUGAUCCUAAAAUAUCUAAAAUAAUAGUACGUCCUCAAUUUAGUUAUUCAAAUUCAUUCAUUAAUAAGUUAAAUUGGUUUAAUAAUAAUAUCAGUGACCUUAUGAAAAAAUUCAACGCAUCAACUUCUAAUGAAAGUAAUGAAAGUUCCAUUGUCCAAAAUAAUACUUCAGUUGUUGAUAACAAUAAAGCACCAUCAUCUGUUAAUAAACGCCGAUGUGUUGUAAUGAAUGCAACAAAUGAGCCAACAAUGAGUAAAAAAUCAAAAACACAAGUUGAAUCUCCACGCGUAUUUUUUACUAUUGCAAAUAAUCCUAAAGAAUUUGACAUAACUUAUGGUUCAUCAGCAAUCGCUCAGUCAAGAUCAUCAGCAGUCUCUAAGAAUGUAAGUUCAUCAUCAACAGUGCCUAAUAAUUCAAGUUCAUCAGCAGCAGUUCCUCAGAGUUUAGUGGUGUCAUCAACAGUUUCUCAAAAUUUGAGUCCAUAUUACAAUCAUUAUUCCUCCAGUAAUACCAUUAGUCAACUUCCGGCUCCUAUUGGUUUGCCAUCACUUUCUAAUACUACACAAUCUUCAUAUCCGGCGAGUACAAAUCCAUCAGUCAAUAUAAACAGAACAUCUAAUAUUCAUCCAAUUCAUUCAAAUAAUCAGAGAGGGAUUCACCAUCAGAGUUCAGCUGCAGCGAAUUCACAGCGUCCAAAGGCAGCAAAUACAUGGCCAUCAAACAAGUAUACCAAUAUGUGUAGUGAUCCUUCUUGCAGUAAAUCUAGUACUUACACCACUCAAUACACAAAUUCUAAUGCCUCGUCGUAUUCACAAUCGACAUAUAGUCAUAACAUUCCAUCAGCAACUUCACAUCCUCAAUAUUCAAAUGCGCUUACAUAUCCAACAACCUACACACAUCCAAUAAUUAGUGGUCUAUUAGAAAGCAACACAGCAAAUGUGGCAUCAAUGAAUACCUAUAUGCAGAACCAAAGUUAUAAUUAUAGUAAUUCUUACUCAAGUCAGAAUAACUUGAAGACUCCCGAUCACAAUACUCAGGUUUCACCAGAUUUGCCUGAUGCUCGACUACCCAACAUGCCAAAUCACCAAGCUGCUGAUACUAUAAAUCAAACGUGUAUGGCGGCCAACUGUACAAAUGUUUCCAGUUUUUCUUGUAAUACUUGUUUGGCUGCUUUUUACUGCAGUAUACAAUGCCAAAAAUCUGACUGGCAUUAUCACCAAAACGAAUGUUGUGUUUCUUUUUAACUGGAUAACCUACAGGUUAUUUAAUUAAAAUUAUUAUGAUUAAUUUUUACAACAUUGUUCAUUGUAUCUACAUUGAUGUUUUUUUUAUCAUAUUACCCUCAACUGCAUCUUUUUUUGUAAAUAAUUACAACUUAAUUUAUUUACAUGUAUCUAUUCAAUUUUAUUAUUUAAUUGGUUAAUGACAUAUUGACAUGAGAAUAAUUGUUAUUCUAAUAAUAAUAACUAUUAUUAUUGUGUAAUAGAUGAUAAUAUUAUUAUUUCAUUACAUAAUAAGAGUAAUUAUGCAUGACUUUUCUAUUAUAUAGUUUACAAUAAGACCAUAGUAUUAUUAUUUGUAUACUUACUGUUGUUUUACUUAUUUAAUUGGAAGGCUGACUAAACUUAAUAGCAAUUUAACUGAGACUAUUUCUUAAUCAACUUUCUUAUAGUUAUAAUAAUUAAAAGAAGAGUGUUUGAUAAGUUUUCCAGUCAGUAGGUUGUAUUAAAACUUAACUGAUUUUUAUGCGUGCAAAUAUUUUAAUGUCGGAGUGGCUCCUAAAAAAAUUGUAUUGUACUAAUAUAUUACUUUAGGGCUUAGGCUGUAAUAUUUUUAUUAGUAAAACAUAUUCUUGACACUAGUUUUUUGAAAUUUCUCAUAUAAAAGUUAUUAAUUUCAUUUGAUUUUAGCUUUGAACAAUCUUCCAGUUUAACUGUGUAUAAUUUUUCAAACAAAUAACAAAUACAAUUUUUAGCAUGUUCUUUUAUCAAAUAUUAAAUAAAACUUGUCCUUCAAAAACAGUUUAUUACAUAAACGCUAAAUAAAUAAUAAUUAUUAAAAUAACAAUUUACCCAGUUCAUUGUUAUUAAUCAUUAUCUAGUUCCGUCAAAAUGUAUUUUUCUAUAGACAUUAACAUAAAUGCCUUCAGGUCAUUGAGCUUCUCAAUCUAUUUUUUUUUAGAUAUUUAAGAGUAGAAAACAAUCUACUCAAUCUAUCCCUUUAUCAUGUACUAAUUUUGACUUAAAACGAAAGUACUUACAAUCACCAUAAUAUGACCUAUAUGAUCAAUGAUCACAAUAUUAGUCACAAACAUUUAAUGAGGAACCUAAUUAGGUUAAUCAAUAUACCUCAAUCUUUUUGGGAGCUUUGUUUUUGAACUAUUUAACAGACCAUUGCAGGGGCAUUAAAUGAUAACUUUGAAUUAGUUAUUACAUAAUGAAACUUAAAAUGUAAAGAAGAAUAGGGGUUAUUUUCCAAAACGUGUUAAUGCCAAAAAUCAAAUUGUUGAGAAAACACAUUUUUUUUUGUUCUAAGAUCUAUAGAAAGUAUAUAAUAACCUUAUACCAGCGUUUCUUAAACUGUGUUCCAUGGAACCCCAGGUUCUGCAGAGAUCACUUCAGGGUUUCGUGAAACUUAAGUGCUCUUUUUCAAAAUUUUAAAUCGUUCUCUGUGUUAAAUGUUUGUGCAUUUCAAAAGAUAAAUAUCCUCAAUUGUCACAAAAGGUCGUGUUGGCACUUAUACCAUUUGUAACCACUUAUAUAUAUGUGAAACGGGGUUCACCAUCUAUAUGUACCUACAAAAACAAAAUACCGCAGCAGACUUGAUGCUGAACCUAAUAUAAGAAUACAAUUUUCAUCAAUAAAGCUCGAUAUUAAGAAUAUUUGUAAUAGUAAAAAGUAAUUUCACUCAUCUCAUAAAAAUUAAAAUUUAGAACUUUAGAAGUUCUGUUAUUGUCUGUUAUUUAAAAUAUUUUUUGAAUUAAAUACAGAAUAGUGUGUACACAUUAUUAUUGAACAAAAUUAUUACAAAUUUUAUUGUAAAUAAUCCUUACAUAAAAUGACACAUUAAAACUAUUGAAACAAAGUAUAGGUUCUAAUUGUAGAGCUAUAAAAACUUACUGUUGAAAGCUUAAUAAAAAAGCUGAAAAGCUAGAAAAAAAAAGUAGGGGUUCCACAAUAAAAGUGGACAUAAAAAAGGGUUCCACGGAUAAAAAAGUUUAAGAAACGCUGCCUUAUACUAAUAGACAAGGAGUGAUUGCACACCGAGCGUGGAAACAUAGAGAGCGCUUUUCGUAAGAUGUAUAGAUAUAUAGAUUAUUGUAGUUUAUCGUCAAGAUAGCAUUUUCAUCAAAAUUUAAGUUGGUAAUAUUUAUUAUUAUUUAAGAAUGACUACUAACUACUAGAUCACAGAAUAGUUUAAACCAGAAUGAGCCCUCGAAAAAUGUACAAUAAAAAAAAACCAAAAUUGUCACUUAAAAACUGUAGAUCAAAGUGGCUGUAUACAAUAUAAAUCAGUUAAUUUGUUUGCAUAGCUAUUGGCUAUAUUGAUGGCAUUAUAGCUCUUAUCACGGUUUUUGGAGCGUGUCUAUUCUGUUUUCACCUAUUUUGUGACGAGUAUAAUAUUAUUGUAUGCCGCAUGGGAAAACACAAAUAGUUAUUGCAUGUCCUCUCACGUGAUGUUAUUUAAACUCUAUAUGACCAUAUCUAGCGAUGUUUAUCAGCACCGUUUAAGAUAUACAGUUAAACAUUAUCGGUCUAUGAUAGGGUGACCAUAUUUAAAAAAAAAAAAAUACAGGACAAAAUUAAUAAUAAUUUAAUUUUUUUUUAUUAAUACUUAAUAUAUAUAUAUCUAUAUAUAAUAUAUAUUUUAUAAUUUAAACAUAAUUUUUAAUAACACUGUAUAAGAUUCAUGUACUUUACUUUUUUAAAAAAACUUAUUAAUUCAUUUUGAUGACGAUUGUUCAGAGAUGUCUUCACUAUUUGAUUUUUCAUACUUUUCUGAAGAAGUAAUUAGUUUUAAUAAUUGUGGAUGUUCUAAAAGAAAUGUAUGUAAUUCUGUACAUGAAACAUUUUUAAAAUGUUGUUUUACGAUUAUUAUCGAUCUAAUUGUGUCCACAAGAAAUCGAUUUUUCUCAUCUGUCCAUAAAACAUUUGUAAUUGAAAAUACUCUUUCUACCGACGCGUUAGUUCCUGGAAUAGCCAUCGAAUACUCUAAAAUAACCGUAAAAUAUUUAAUUGAAAUGUUAUUUUUUUUUAGAAUUUUGAAUAUUUCACACCACCUAUCUUCGGUUUUUGAACCAUUUUUCCAGUUUUGCAUUUUAACCUUCAUUACAUUUAUCACAUGAUUAAAUUCGUCAAAAAGUUCAUCUUCAUCGAAUUUCAAUGUUGGAUUAUUCUUAAUAAUAUAUUUAAAACUUUCUUGAAUGUCACUCCAAAUUGGAAAAUCUAGUACUUGAAUCCAACGAAAAACUUUUAGUGGUUCAAAGUGAUAUCCCCAUUUUUCCACGUACGAUAAAAACGUGUCAUAAAACUCAUCAGUUAUCUCAAUAAACUUUUUUUCACUGUACAGUUUGUUCUUAUCAAGAUCUGAAAUAAGUUGAGCUAGCUCUGAUGUAAAAAAAUGUUGAUUUUUCCGAUUUUUUAUUUUACCACAUAACACUUCAAUUUCUUCAUACACCUCGCCUGCUGAUAUAUGAUCACCUUCUAUCCUUUUUAUUGUAUCACAUACCACCUUCAACUGACUUUGUACAAAAUAUAACCAUGCCAUGGAUAUAGGAUCAUUAAAAAAAGUUCUUAAAACUGUAGGACACUUUUCUUGUGACAUAAAAUAUGAUUUCAAUGCAGGAUAUAAAUCUAUUAUUCUAGAAACAGCUGGCUGUAGAGAUAACCAACGCGUUUUUACAGAUCCUAAAAUAUUUUUGUACUCAAUACUAACAAAAUCGCAAAAAUCCUUUAAUUUUUCUAUACGAACUGUAUAAAUAUGAAAAUACUGAAAUAUUUUAUUAAUUAUGAGUUCAAUGUCAGUUGGCAAAAUAUCAGCACUACUAUGCAUAGCAUUGUGCAGAAUAUGAGCAGCACAGCCAAUACCGGAAAUAUUUCUUUUUAAUUUUUCAUUUAGAAUUGCAAAAACGUUAUUUGUGUCUUUUCUCGAGACGCCGCCAAAAUUUGUAUUGCAGUUGUCACCCGAAAAUGCAACAACAUUAUUUAAACAUUCAGUAUGUAAUCUUAUAAAAUAUUUGAUGUUUCUCCUUUUAAAUUCAUAAAUUCUAACACUUUAAUUUUUAUCCCUUCUUGGGGGUUAAAAUACCGAAUCAGAAUUGGAACCAGUUUUAAAUUUUUAUGGUUUGACGUGUCCACCAUAAUUGUUAAAAAUUUAACGGAUUUUAGUUCAUCUAACAUCUGUUGAAUGGCAAAAGGAGCUAUUACAUUCACAAUUAUAGAUUCACAUUUUGUAUACGAGCACACGAAAAUUUUUUUUCGUAAAUUUUUUUUAUAAUUGAUGUUGAACAAUCCAUAGACCUGAAUGAAUGAUUGUGUAUAAUAGUAUGAUAUCCAAAAAGACCCUCUUCCACAGCAAUACAUUUGCUUUCAUUUGUUGACUGUACAUUAGUGAAAAAAUUCGUUACCUUAUUUGAAGAACUGCUUGAUACGGCCAAUAAAUGUUUCUUUUGUUUAACAUGUUGUGUAAUAUCUGAACGACCACCGUUUUCUAUUGAAAAAACUGAUUUACAUACAAUACAUAAAACUUUUCCGAUUUCAUCACUAUCUCUUAAAAACGGAAAUUCAACUUUCAAGCUGGGAGUAAAUACGCACCUUCGCUUAGGCAUUUUAAUAGAUGACUUUCCUAAAAUUGUAAAAUAUUAUAUUAACGAUUAUCAACAAGUCGACAACACUCAACGAUUGUUGGAACCCAACUAAUAGACAUUCGCUAUUCGCCGUAUUCAUAAAACGUAUUUUCAGUGAUAUAAAUAUAAUAAUAGAUAGAAUCGAAAGCAUAGUCAGAUAACGGUAAAUCCGAUAACUCCGAUAAGCUCCUAUAACUCAUAGACAUAUCGUCAUACCCCAUACUGAUAAAUUCAGACAAUUACAAGAUUACAAUUAUAAUCAUUAUUCAUUACUUUCGUAAGUUUCGUUUUCAAAUUCAUUCAUUUUGUUUGAUCAAAAAAACAGGACAAAAAGCGUCCUGAAAGAAGUUUGUCAGGACAACAGGACACAACGCUGAAAUAAAGGACAAUCCUGUAACAAACAGGACGUAUGGUCACCCGUCUAUGAUAUAAUGUAUUUUCAUGACCGUCAAACUGAGUCGCCAAAACAGCUGUGGAAAUACAAAAUGGCGCUAUCUAGCAGCAUUUUUUUGGAAACUCAACAAUUCAAAACGUAUUUUUAUCGUAAGACAUAUGCUUAUGUAUAACCACGAUUAAAGAUAGUAUGGUUGCCCAACGAACUAUGAUAAGAAACUAUUUAAUGAUGCUCAUAGUUUCUUUUAUUAUCAACGAUACUCUAGAAACUUUUACUAGCGCUCAUAGAGUAAAAAUUAAGUACUAGGCAUAAAAUUAUACGAAUAUUAUAUGAUUCAAUAUUUAAACGCUCGAAGUGACAAUGCUCGGUUCUGCUAUUCGUUGUGAUAACAAGAAAACUCGGAGAAUCACUUGAUUAUGGUUUGUUGUGCAACCAUACUAUCUUUAACCGUGUGUAUAACUAAAUAUCAUAUCGGUUCAACACAUUAUAUCGCUAAAUGGUGCCAGUCAGUAGUUCCAUAGCUGUUAUAGCUUCAAUUGGACGGGGUCCAUUUCACAAUUCGUUGUGUAACCAGUAUAAUAUCUUGAAUCGUGUUUUAUCAGAUAGGCACAUAAAAACAACUUUUAGAUACGACAACACUUCCCCUAAAAUAGAAAACAAAUUCGUUCCACCACUUGGUUGAUAAAUAAUACUUUGUAAAUUAAAAUUUUUAAUGUUUUAUAAAAUAUAAACUUAUUUUAAAAUGUUUAAUUAUAUAUUAUUUCAAAUGGCACGCUUCGAAAAAAUGCUAUAUUUAUAACCUAUUCUAUUUACAUGUAUAGCACUAGCAGGUUUUGACAAAAAUAGUUUAUGGAAAUAGAUCGUUAUAAAUAAAAUGCGCAUUUUCCAACACAUUUUUCGCAUACAAAUAUUUUGUUUUGGAUAAAAAAUAAUAAUACCAUUAGAUUGGCCGCUAUUUUUAGCAAAGAAGAAUCAAUGUAAAAGUCGAUUUUGUUAAAAAUAGAAUUAAUAAGUUUUGGAAAAGACCCCCUAUUGUUAAUGAAGUUAGGGAAUUUUAAAUACAUACUUAGCAUAGAUUAAUGAUACUAUAGAUAAGCAAUGUAAAAUUAUUGACGAAUGACUUGUAAAUCAGCAUUGUUUGCUAAUAAUAUGUUAAGGUAAAUUAUAAUAAUUUUAGUAUUUAAAAUUUAUUAUAUUUUUGUUUAAAAUCAAUAUAUUCAUUUAAAUUGAUAUACUUAAGUACCAAAGUAUAAAUUACUUAUAGCAAGACCGUAAUUAGAGUGGGAGUUAUUUCAGCAUUAAAUAUAUUUGGGUUAUACCUAAAGAAUUUACUAUUUAAUUGAAAUUAAUUUUUUUUCAUUUGUCCCCAUAAAAAUGUCUAAAUACGGUCUUGUUUGAAAAGCGGAUGCUUUCAUUUUGACGAGAUUCAAAAUAUAUACAUUUUAUAUUUAAUAA
Molecule: messenger RNA, 11504 nt
Organism: Metopolophium dirhodum (rose-grain aphid)
Lineage: Eukaryota; Metazoa; Arthropoda; Insecta; Hemiptera; Aphididae
Source: RefSeq, a predicted model, not a curated record